AUGUCUUCAGAUCCGAAAGAUCUCGGAACUCCACCCAAAUGUACUGCGGACUUCUGCCUCAUCCCAAUGGGUACACCGACAGCGUCCGUGUCGGCUCAAAUCGCAGAUGUCCAGCGAUUGAUGAAGAAGAGUGGCUUGAAGUAUAGUAUGCAUUCAGCGGGGACUACGCUUGAAGGAUCUUGGGCGGAUGUCACACGCCUCAUUGGGCAGGCUCACACUCUCCUACACGAGAAAGGCGUUGUCCGAAUCCAGAGCGACAUCCGAAUCGGUAGUCGCACGGACAAGGUGCAGACCAUGGAGGACAAAGUCUCGGCUGUCGAGAAAUUGCUUGCGAAUGACUGA
This is a messenger RNA of Rhinocladiella mackenziei CBS 650.93, 342 nucleotides long. RefSeq lists its product as uncharacterized. The coding region runs from base 1 to 342 and encodes 113 amino acids. Lineage: Eukaryota; Fungi; Ascomycota; Eurotiomycetes; Chaetothyriales; Herpotrichiellaceae. The record is from RefSeq and is a predicted model, not a curated record. Gene Ontology annotation, cellular component: cytosol. The transcript is spliced from 2 exons.